Molecule: messenger RNA, 2609 nt
Organism: Electrophorus electricus (electric eel)
Lineage: Eukaryota; Metazoa; Chordata; Actinopteri; Gymnotiformes; Gymnotidae
Gene: mmp9
Product: matrix metallopeptidase 9
Biological process (GO): extracellular matrix organization; collagen catabolic process; proteolysis
Cellular component (GO): extracellular matrix
Molecular function (GO): metalloendopeptidase activity; zinc ion binding
Source: RefSeq, a predicted model, not a curated record
CAAGGGUAGACAAGACAAAGAGCAAGAAGCAAGAACAGCCAAAAGAAAAGGCCUGAAGAAAAUACUGCUAUAGCUUCUUGCCUGAUAGUACAGCAGCUUCACAAGGAGAUUGCAUAGAUCUUCACAGAGCAGCAGUUUUAAAGUUUUUGAGUCUUUUAAAGUUCUCACUAUGAGAACUAGUGUGGUAGCCCUUGUGGUCCUUGGGACCUGUGCUUUAAGUGUAUGGUGCCGAGCAAUUGCAAAAGGUUUUGUCUCUGUGACCUUCCCUGGGGAUGUAAUCAGAAACAUGACAGACACAGAGUUGGCUAAAGACUACCUGAAGCGCUAUGGUUAUAUGGAGACUCAGGAUAAAAGUGGACUGCAGUCAGUAGUAUCCACCUCCAAAGCUCUGAAGAGGCUGCAGAGACAAUUCGGUUUGGAGGAGACUGGGACGCUGGAUCAAGCCACAAUCAGUGCCAUGAAGCAGCCUCGCUGCGGGGUACCCGACAUCCGCAACUUCCAGACCUUCGCAGGAGACCUAAAGUGGGAUCACAAUGAUGUUACAUACAGGAUUCUGAAUUACUCUCCAGACAUGGGAGCUUCCCUUAUCGAUGAUGCCUUUGCUAGAGCCUUCAAGGUAUGGAGUGAUGUGACCCCUCUAACUUUUACCCGUCUCUAUGAAGGCACCGCUGACAUCAUGAUCUCAUUUGGAAAAGCAGAUCAUGGAGACCCCUAUCCAUUUGAUGGGAAAGACGGUCUGCUGGCUCAUGCUUAUCCCCCAGGCGAGGGGAUCCAGGGGGAUGCCCACUUUGAUGAUGAUGAAUACUGGACCCUUGGCAAAGGACCAGCUGUUAAGACUCAUUAUGGCAAUGCAGAGGGAGCCAUGUGUCACUUCCCUUUCUGGUUUGAUGGGAAGUCCUACUCCACCUGCAUCACUGAAGGCCGCACUGAUGGCCUGCCAUGGUGUGCCACCACUGCCAACUAUGACAAAGACAAGAAAUUUGGUUUCUGUCCUAGUGAGCUUUUGUUCACAUUCGAUGGGAACAGUGAUGGUGCAGAAUGUGUGUUCCCUUUCGUGUUUGAUGGGGAAACAUAUAACAGCUGCACCACUGUAGGACGCACUGAUGGGUAUCGCUGGUGCGCUACUACUGCCAACUUUGACACCGACAAAAAAUAUGGAUUCUGUCCUACCCGAGAUACUGCUGUGAUUGGUGGAAACUCUGAGGGUGAGCCAUGUCGGUUCCCUUUCAACUUCAUGGGGAACACAUAUACUUCCUGCACAAGUGAUGGCCGCAAUGAUGGAAAACUGUGGUGUGCUACAACCAGCAACUUUGACACAGACAAAAAGUGGGGAUUUUGCCCAGAUCAGGGAUACAGUCUGUUCUUGGUGGCAGCCCAUGAGUUUGGACAUGCUCUUGGUCUGGAUCACUCCAACAUUCAGGAUGCCUUGAUGUUUCCCAUGUACAAAUAUGAAGCAGACUUCUCUCUGAAUCAAGAUGAUAUUGAAGGCAUCCAGUAUCUUUAUGGACCCAAAACGGGCCCCGAUCCCACUCCUCCCAAGUCCACAACCACUACAUCUUCCCCAGUUUUUACUCCUGAACCAACAGAACAAAUACCAGAGCCCACUGACCCUGUGAUUACACCUGUGGACCCCUCAGUGGAUGCAUGCCAAGUGGACAAAUUUGACACAAUCACUGAGAUCCAGGGAGUUCUUCAUUUCUUCAAAGAUGGGUACUACUGGCAGUCAUCAAAUAAUGCUGACAAGAAACACAAAGGCCCUUUCCUGGUCUCUGAGAGAUGGCCUGCACUGCCAGCCAAGAUUGACACUGCUUUUGAGGACAAAUUUUCCAAAAAUAUUUACUUCUUUGCAGACACUCAGUUCUGGGUGCAUAGUGGAAAGAAAGUUAUAGGGCCACGAAAAAUCCAGAAACUUGGCUUGCCUAGCAACGUGCAGAAUGUGGAGGGAGCCGUGCAAAAAGGAAAAAGCAAGGUGCUCCUCUUUAGUGGGGAAAAUUUCUGGAGGCUGGAUAUGACAACUCAGCAGAUAGAUAAGGGAUACCCUCGCUUCACUGAUCAAGUCUUUGGUGGGGUUCCAGUGGAUUCCCAUGAUGUGUUCCUCUACAAGGGGCACUACUACUUCUGCCGAGAAAGGUUCUACUGGAGAAUGAACAGCAGACGGCAGAUGGACAGAGUUGGAUACGUGAAAUAUGACCUCCUGACUUGUUCUGACUACUGAAUCUGUGCCCUUUAGAAUUAGAUAUUACAACAGGACAGUAUAUUUGACUGGGACUGCAAAUCUGUCCCAGAUAUAUAUGUAUUUGUCUUUGAGAUAAGAAGUUACAGUAUUGUGCAGUUAAUAAAAUGUAUAUUUGAACAUUAACUUAAGUAAAAUUAACAGACAAACUUGUUUCCCUGUAAUUAAUAGAUUUUUUUUUUUUGCCUGGAGCAAAAGAUAACUCAUCAAAUAAGGUUAUAAUCAUUUAAUGUAUGAUGUGAAAAUGUUUGUGUUUGUAUUUUCAUUGCCUUAUAGCCAAAAUUUGCACAUGUGAAUGUUUCCCAGUUGUUUAAUUUAUUUGUAUAAAUCAUUAGUUUUUUGUCAUAUGAAUAAUAAAAUAAUUUGUAUUUCAUCA